This is a messenger RNA of Pristis pectinata (smalltooth sawfish), 6377 nucleotides long. RefSeq names its product kinase insert domain receptor (a type III receptor tyrosine kinase) (gene kdr). NCBI's taxonomy places the organism in Eukaryota, Metazoa, Chordata, Chondrichthyes, Rhinopristiformes, Pristidae. Gene Ontology annotation, biological process: positive regulation of kinase activity; vascular endothelial growth factor receptor signaling pathway; angiogenesis. The record is from RefSeq and is a predicted model, not a curated record. Gene Ontology annotation, cellular component: membrane; signaling receptor complex. Gene Ontology annotation, molecular function: growth factor binding; ATP binding; vascular endothelial growth factor receptor activity. The transcript has 30 exons. Bases 247 to 4287 code for a protein of 1346 amino acids.
CCUCAUCCAGCCGAGCCUAAUCUUCUCUACUGGACGAUCUAGAAUAACAGAUACAAGAUUAUAAUUCCUGGAUUUUUUGCAGACUUCAUUCAACCUCUAAUGAAUCAGGGGUGACUUUAAUGUUGCACGAUUGUAUCGGGGACAAGAGGAUGUGGCAGUGAGGCUGGAAAUCAUUCAACAUUUGUUGAGCAAACGGCCGGAUUGGACCAGAGAUCACGUUCUGGAUUCAGGGAUACCCAUUGUGACAUGUCGGGGACAUUGGUUUUCGCGCUGCUGUGGCUAUGGAUGGGGAUUUCUGAUUCAGCCGGUUUCUUCUCUUCGCCACACCUUAGCAUCCAGAAUAAAGAACAUGUAAUUAAUGCUAAUGAUACUUUAAUAAUUACGUGCAGAGGAUAUGGACCACUGGAAUGGUCAUGGCCCAGAAAUCACAGUAGCAUGGAGCACAGGAUAUCACUGACUGACUGCAGCAAAGAGAACUGGUUUUGCAAAACUCUCAUUCUGACAAAGACCAAUGCAAAUGAUACUGGAAUGUACCGGUGUUUCCAUACUUUCUCCCCAAUCCAUGUGGCUGCAAGUAUCUAUGUCUUUGUUCAGGAUGAUCAAAUGCCUUUUGUGAAUCCCUCUGACAAACCAGAAGCUCUGUUCAUAACUGAAACUAAGAAGCUUGUCAUUCCAUGCAAGGUUUCCAUUCCAAAUCUUAAUGUGACCUUACAUACGAAAUAUCCAGAGAAUUACAUUGUUCCCGAUGGAACAACAACGCUGUGGGACAAUAAGAAUGGUUUCACUAUUUUGAGUCAGAGGAUCAGAGAUGCAGGACUGGUCCAGUGUGAGACAACGGUGAAUGGAAGAGCCUAUCAGUCGAACAUUUAUGUGUUGGUAGUUGUUGGAUUCUGGAUUUAUAACCUCACACUGAAUACACCAUCCCCAGUGAAACUGUCAGUGGGGGAGCGCUUGUUACUCAAUUGCACUGCCAGAACUGAGCUGAAUGUACGGUUGAACUUUCAUUGGGAGUAUCCUGGAGAGAAGCAGAAUCCCCACUUAUUCUUCAAAAGUCUGAAGCAAGAACUAUCGCAUGGCCUGGAAUUUUCAAGCAUUCUAAUUAUAGAUAAUGUGGUAAAAAGAGAUGAAGGCAGAUAUUUAUGCAAAGCUUCCAGUGGAAUGAUGACAAAGGAGAACAGCAUUGAUGUUAUUGUCUAUGAGAAACCCUUCAUCUUCAUAGAUCACAAAGCCAAGUCAAGAAUUGAGAAAGUGCUGAAAGGAAGGAAUGUCAAAAUUUCUGUGAAGGUCACAGGCUAUCCCCAACCAGAAGUGAAAUGGACCAAGAAUGGAAGACCAAUUAGUAAGGAUCACUACAGAAUAAAGCAGGUUGGAUAUACAUUGAUGAUCACUGGUGUGACAGAAAAGGAUGCUGGGAAUUACACAAUUAUACUUAGAAAUCCAAUGUCAAAAGAAGAGCAGCAACACGCAGUUCAGCUCAUAGUAAAUGUUCCUCCAGAGAUUCAUGAAAAAGAAGUGGCUACACAUACUGACUUUCACAGCUACGGAAGCAGGCAGCCAUUGACCUGCACUGCGUAUGGCAUUCCUGCUCCUAGCAGCAUUAUCUGGGAAUGGCAGCCCAUAGAGAACUGUAGCUUCUCCUACAAUUAUCAAAGAGAAUCAGAAGCCCCCAAUAAAUCGUAUGAAAAUGAAAACUGGAGGAAUAUCACAGACAAUGAUGGCAGCAACAAAAUAGAAAGCUCAGAGCCUCGAACUGUGUUCCUCGAAGGGAAACAUAAGAUGGUCAGCACUCUUGUGAUUCAAGCAGCAAAAGUCUGCGCUAUGUACAGAUGUCGAGCUAUUAACAAAGUGGGAGAGGAUCAGAGGGUUAUCUUCUUUCCUGUAACCAAGGGCCUUGAAAUGAAUUUGCACCCUACUGAUCAUCCUAUUGAAAAGGACAAUGUAACUCUUCAGUGCAGAGCUGACCGAUUUAUAUAUGAGAACUUAAAGUGGUAUAAGCUCCAUCCAACAACCCUCCAAAGCUACCGUGGUACUCUAGCCAUCUUUUCUUGUGAGCACCUCAAACGUGGUGCACAGGAGGUGGCCUGGAAGAUGAGUUCUGGCCACAAGACUGAGAAUAUCACCAUCGAAUUGAGCUUCAGUGGUGUAUCUCUUCAAGAUCAAGGAGUUUAUCUUUGUGAAGCCCAGAAUAAAAAGACAGGUGCAAAGCAUUGUGUGAUGAAGACUCUCUCAGUAGAAGCUCAACAGGCUCCACUGGUGCUUCAGAAUCUGACGAACCAAACUGUGAACAUGAGCUCUUCUAUUGAGAUGAAAUGUGAUGUAGCUGGGGCACCAUGGCCACACAUUAUAUGGUAUAAGGACGAGAAGCAGAUUCUGGAGGCAUCAGGCAUUGUUCUUGGCGAGCUGAACAGGACCUUGACCAUCCAGAGACUGAAGAAGGAAGAUGAAGGGAUGUACAAGUGUGAGGCUUGUAAUAUGCAGGGCUGUGCAGAGACUUACGCAGCAAUUGCUGUAGAAGGAGUUGAUGAAAAGACAAAUGUUGAGCUGAUUAUCUUGAUUGGCACUGGAGUGAUUGCUAUGUUCUUUUGGCUGCUUCUAAUAAUCGUCAUUCGAAAAAUAAAGCGGCCCAGUGAUGCAGAACUGAAAACAGGUUACUUGUCAAUCAUCAUGGACCCUGAUGAAGUACCCAUGGAUAAACAGUAUGAACAGCUGUCAUAUGAUGCCAGUAAAUGGGAAUUUCCUCGGGACAGACUUAAAUUGGGAAAACCAUUGGGUCGGGGAGCUUUUGGCAAAGUGGUUGAAGCAGCUGCAUUUAAUAUCGAAAAAUUCUCUACGUGCAAAACUGUUGCUGUCAAAAUGUUGAAAGAAGGGGCAACAUUCAGUGAACAAAGAGCAUUGAUGUCUGAACUGAAGAUUCUUAUUCACAUUGGCCAUCACCUCAAUGUAGUGAACCUGCUGGGAGCCUGCACAAAAGUGGGAGGUCCACUGAUGGUGAUUGUUGAAUAUUGCAAGUAUGGCAAUCUAUCAAAUUAUUUGAGAAGCAAGAGAAAUGACUAUAUUCCUUACAAGAGUAAAGCAAUGAGGUUAAAACAGAUUAAAGAGAAGCAUCCUGCCGAAAUGGAGAGUGAGUUUAAACGGCGCUUGGACAGCAUUGCAAGUAGUGAGAGCUCUACCAGUUCUGGCUUUGCAGAAGACAAAUCACUAAGUGAUGUAGAAGAGGAGGAAGUUGCAGAUGACCUCUACAAGAACUGUUUGACAAUGGAGGACCUUAUCUCCUACAGCUUCCAGACAGCCAGGGGGAUGGAAUUCCUGGCCUCACGCAAGUGCAUCCAUAGAGAUCUAGCUGCACGUAAUGUACUCUUGUCAGAAAACAAUGUGGUGAAGAUAUGUGACUUUGGUUUGGCUCGGGACGUUUAUAAGGACCCAGAUUAUGUUAGGAAAGGAGAUGCACUGCUUCCUCUUAAAUGGAUGGCACCAGAGACUAUCUUUGAUAAAGUUUAUACAACACAAAGUGAUGUCUGGUCUUUUGGAAUUCUACUAUGGGAAAUAUUCUCACUGGGUGCGUCUCCAUAUCCUGGCAUUCAGAUAGAUGAAGAAUUUUGUCAGCGGCUCAAAGAAGGGACACGAAUGCGAUGUCCUCAAUAUGCAACAGCAGAAAUCUAUCAUACAAUGUUGGAUUGUUGGCAUGGAGACUACAAAAUGAGACCAGUCUUUUCUGAAUUAGUAGAACAUUUAGGGAACUUACUCCAGACAAAUGCUCAACAGGAUGGCAAGGAUUAUAUUCCACUCAACAUGUCACUGACUAUCGAAGAUGAUUCUGGGCUUUCUCUGCCAACUUCACCUACUUCCUGUAUAGAGGAAGAGGAAAGGAGUGAUCCAAAAUUCCAUUAUGACAACACAGCCGGAAUACGAUACCUUAAUGGCAGCAAAAAACGAAGCAGGCCUGAAAGUGUUAAGACAUUUGAUGAAGAAACAGUAAAACAAGCAACAAUCAUUGUGCAAGAGGAUAACCAGACUGACAGUGGCAUGAUACUUGCAUCAGAGGAACUUAAGACAUUGGAUUCCAGACAGAGUCAGUCAUUGGCAUUUAGUGCUUUAAUUCCAAGCAAGAGCAAAGAAUCUGUGACAUCUGAAGUCUCUAACCAGACGAGUGGCUACCAGUCAGGAUACCAUUCCGACGACACUGACACAGCUCCUUACUCCAAUGAGGAAGCACAGCCAAAGGAAAAUUACUGCAGCUCACCAGCUGAUUACAACCAUGUGAGUCGAUACAGUGCACCACCUGUUUAAGAAUUCAAACUGAACUCAGAGGAUGCCACCGUGUAGCAAAUUCACCUAAGCCAUAAUUGUAUAAAGUUACCACAUAUAUUUUCUAAAAUAUUGUCAAAGUAUGAGCUUUGACUGUGCUAGCUAAUAGAACUAUUAUGAAUAUUGACAAUGGAUAUCUUUAUGUAGCUGAAGAUUGCCCUGGAAUAAUUCACAGUGAAUACCUUAUCUGCUGUUCAGCCUACUGAUGAGGAAUUUGUCAGGCUUGAACUGAUUUCUGUCUUCUACACUUGUGAGUUCAGUUCCAGUGGCCUUGAUUGUCCAACACAUCAGCUCUAUCAUGCGGCAUACAAGGAAGGAACAAGGCUGUCAGAACAGCUGUCUGGAAAAAUAGUGGCUAUCAUUGACUGUUAUGUAGGUGGCCAUUUUUUCACAUUAAGGCAUUCCAUCAAGUUGCCUACUUCAAGCAUAUCUAAUGCUGAGUUAAAUACUGCACAAUUAAAAUUACUCGGCAACUAAGACUGGGUUCCAAACACAGGACAAAACCAUCUGCAUGUAUAUAUUGCAUACUGCAAAGUACUUUUCAUCCACUUAGAUGGAUACCUCUCCAGUUAGACAUCGGAGUGUGUGCAGAGAGAUUGUGAGAAAGGACAUAUAGGCAGGCACCUAUUUAUAGCAGCUGAGUGUUGAAUGUCUGCAGGUUCACAAAUACAGAUAAUAUAUUAAACACAAAUAUAAACACUUCCAUUGAAUGAGAAUUCUGUAAACAGUGCACAGUUUUUACUGCCAUGGUUGAAGGAAUGUUGGAUUGAAAGGUUCAUCUGCUGGUACAUACUCUCUUUCUAUUGUGCAACAAGAAAAACACUUCCAAACAAAUGUAUGUAUGCAUCUAACUAGAAGUUUAUAAAGAUUGUGAUGUUCUGUAUAUAAUAUAUAUUGAACAAAUGCAUCUCCUUAACUAUUUUUGAAUGUGAAUCUAUGGAGCCUUAGUUAUGAGUUAUACAAUCACAUAGAAAAGACCUCAAAGUGAUCAAUGUAUUAUUUCAAAAAUGAUAGAUACACUACUUUAUUGUGAUGUUACAUUAUUUAGAGAGAAUGUUUGAGCUAUUCAUUUUAAUUCUCUGAUUCUGUCUUUUGUCUUCCAAAGAUGAACUCUUUCAAAAGACAUGUGAUGUUAUAGAUUAAUAAACAUCUUCCCGAGGCAACUCAUGCUGUAUAUAUAAUAUAUAUAUUUGUUUUGUACUUUCUUAGAUUUGUAUCCAGUUUGUCAAGAAUAAUUUUAUAGAAAAUCAAUAUUAUGUCAUGGAGAAAUUUGGCAUUAUUAAAGAAAAUUUGCUUGCUGGCCGGGCCUUUAAAUUCAGAGAACCAAGCAAUUCAGAACACCAUCUGUACCCCUCAUCCAGGCAGCCAGUUGGGACAGUGGUUCUAAUUGUCAAAGAGAUGAGAUAAUGAAGUGGCACUGUACGUACAUCAAUAACUGAACAAUGUGUGCUCAUAGGUUCAUUUUUUUCCAUCUAACCCACUUUGUAAUAUUUGUCUAUUUGAUUUCAAUGAGGGUACCCCAAAAAUUGGAUUAAGCUAACCAUAUAUGAAGAAAGCACCUUUAGUUUAGAUGCUCCAUAUUCUUGAAUAAUUUUGCUUGAAAACAAAUCUAAGUUUAAUGUUGAGCUGCCACUACAUAUGGAACAAACCCAUAAAUAAACACUUUCUUAAAAAUAUUGACAUCAAAUCAUCUGACACUUAAUGAAUAAUUCUUUCAGUGUUUUAAUUGAAGUAAUGUGUCUUGUGUCCCAAUGUUAGACAUUGCCCAUUGACCUCAGUGGGAAGGAAAUUCUGGCAGGUGCACAACGGGCAGCCGAUCCACUCUCACCAAUUUUUGGUCUGGCAUUGAAAUUUCUGGGUCUAAUUGCCACAUUUAUUAUCUGUUUCCAUGAGAAUUUAUUGAACUCAUCAUGGGAGGAUAACCUUAUCACGGCUGAUUAAUAUUUUCACACAAAAUACAACUCAAGUCUCAAAAAUGAAUGUAUGUUGAAUGUAAAAAAAAAUCUAUAUCUGAUUCAUUUUAGAGUUCUUAGAAAUUACCAUGUAUUAAAGGUUCAUUUCAUUUUAAUAAA